This is a messenger RNA of Drosophila subpulchrella, 2317 nucleotides long. RefSeq lists its product as uncharacterized. The record is from RefSeq and is a predicted model, not a curated record. NCBI's taxonomy places the organism in Eukaryota, Metazoa, Arthropoda, Insecta, Diptera, Drosophilidae. The transcript has a single exon. The coding region runs from base 153 to 620 and encodes 155 amino acids.
CGCGCCAUGACUUGGCAAACAGCACUACACCGCCUCUUAAUUUGUAGUUGUAGCGAGUAAUUUAGCAGUUGACAAUUUACUAAUCACAAUGUGUACCCUCUCCGUCCACAGAAAGCAGCGUGGCCAUCUACUCGGCCACUUCCCGGGGAAGAAUGCAACUGAUCUACGGCGGGCAGCCGUUCAUCUUCGAGAAGACGCUGAAGCUAUCUUCGGGGGAGGAGAAGCGCUUCUGGCGCUGCAACCAGUGGUGGAACCAGAAGUGUCGCUCCCGCGUCUUCACCAUCAAUGAUGUCGUCUGUCCGCUUAACCGAUUCCACACGCACGAGGAGAUUGUGCGGCGCAAGAAGCGCGUGCGUCGGGUGCCGCCUGUGGAGACGAUUGCCAAGGUGGUCACCACCACAGCAUCCAGGCAACAGCAGCAGCUGCAGCAGUCCCAGCAGCAACAAGACAUUCAGCUGACCAGCGAUGCCAUUCUGACCAAUGCUGGAGCCAUGCUCGAGGACGAAUCUCCAGCCACGAUUGAUGUCAGUGAGCUGGGAAUGCAUCUGAAGUACGAGGAAAUCGUAGCGGAUGUCACGGGCAUUGUGGGAGCCACACGAGUGGUCAGUCGACGGAAGUGAUGGCCAACUUUUUACGAAGAUGACUUGAUUUUACUCCAUAGAAAAUUCGAAGCACCAUAAUUUUUUAACUUGCCACGUCUAAAACUAAGAGCUAGAUACUUUUGUUGAAUUUAAAGAAGGCUAAUUACAGUUAUUAACCUAUAUAAAAAAUUUAACUAUUAUUUAAGAUACAAAUAUUUUUAUUUUCCAAACUUUCCCUUCAUAUCUGUUUCGUAUUUGAUAAUGGCUGCAUAAUUUCAUCUGUCAUUUCUGAGAAUCUUCUAUAGAUUAAUUUCUGUACUUUCUGUCGACUCGACUCGUUUUACUCCCUUAGACGGACAAGCUAAGUUAGCAAUUAUGAUUCAGCUUAUAAAAACUUAAAUAUAUGUAUGUAAAUGUAAUAAACGUAAGCCCAAAACAAUGCAAUUGAAUCGUUUUAGAGUCCACGAAACUUCUUCAGCUGCAGUUUGAGUACUCUCCAACCUAAAUCGCGCCUUACUAACCAACCGGAUCACACACUUUUUCUUCCAGGUGAAGCUCCUCAGUUUUACUUCAGCAAGGGUCAGCGUGAGUCCAUCAAGCUGAACUACGGCGGCCACAGCUACGUGAAGUUCAUGGAGAACGGUCGCGGAACCAAGUGGAUCUGUGCCACCCGCUCCACCACAAAGUGUCGUGCCCGCAUCCGCACCACGAAAAAUAAUCGCCUGGAAGUGCUGCAUGCCCCCCACAAUCACGACCUUUCGCCAACGAAGAAAGAACGAGGACGACAUCGUCAAAGGAUGAAGUCCGGAAAGUAAUUGAGAGUAACUAGCAACACAGCCAACUUUUUACUAGGGGCUUUCUAGUAUUGAAAUACUUUUUAUUCCUUUUCAGUGUGCAUUAUAUGAUUUUUGUAAUGCGAAGAAUGAUCUUAUCAGACUAUUUGUUUAUAAUAUAAGCAAACUAAUACUGAAGAUGAAGAACCUAAAUUUUGUAUUCCAAUUUGAAAAGACGUUUUUAUCAUAUCACUUUUAAAACAAUUUUGUUUUAGUUUGCUUUAAAAAUGUGUGUUAUAGCCAACUGUUUUUCCAAUAAGUUUAAUUUGUAAUUAACACAUACAGCCAAAUGUUUGUCUUCUUUUUUAAAUUACUUUUUAAACUAUUUAAGAUACGACAUUUCUGAACUAGCCAUAGGUAGAUUGAUAUAUUGUCCAUAUCUACUAAACAACGAGUUAUAGCUCAUAAAGCAUAUUUUUUUUAUUGAUAGAAAUAACUUGUUUUGGAUUCCGAAACGCGUAAGAACUUUACCGCUAUAAAUAAAAAUGCUGAAGACUUGCGAAAUGAUUCAAACAUUCUAAUCAAUUGAAGAAUCAAUUAUAAUAAAAUGUUGAUAUUGGUGUGAAAUCUAAUUCAUAUAUAUAAAUCCCUCUUUGAUGAUGAAGAGUUUUCUGCUUUCUCCGUAGCAUGUAUUAUAUUGAAACAUGAAAAGCACAUCCAAGCACCCCCCGGGCAUGUGAUGCAAAAAGUUUUGACCUUUUUCAAGUUCUUCCUGCCGGCCUUAAGACAACUGACACAUUGUCCACAAGCUCUAGGUCCGACCAGCAUAAGAUAAUGCUGAUUCCAGGAGGUACUAACUAGAUUUUCCAUAUGGUCAAACCUAAAGGUCGUAAGCUUUUUUGUCGCAUCCAUUGUUAAUUUUGGAGUGCCCCGUAGUGAUUGUUCUUUUCCGGCAGGAACCUU